UGCAAUAUGGUCUGUGAAGCUUAACUGAUGAUCCAUCACAACUCCUAGGUUUCUGGCUGUCCUGGAAGGAGUUAUGGUUGAGUAUUGUACAUAUCCUGUAGCACUGAGUGGAGAUGUUGCUGUGUCUCACUAGAAGAGCUCAAUGAGGAGGUUUCAUGAGUGGUUUUGUAGGACAAUAGUCUAAAGCCAGAAUGGCUCUUUGUUUCAUUAAAAAAUGAUGAUUCCUGUCAUGUUUCAUGUCCGUUCUGCAGGCAGUGCUCUUGAUAUCUCAGAUGUGACUCUGAUCAAUCCGGACCCAAUCGUGUCCUCUGUGAACUCGCAGUCUCUCCUGUGUGUGAGCAGUGACUGGACUGUUUCUGGCACCGGAUCGCUGAGUUUGGGCCACGAGUAUCCCGAUCAGGAAGCUCAUAUCCUGAGCACUGAACCGGACAGAAGCCACCACUCCGCCGCUAAAGUCACGUGGAUGUCCCACAAUCACACCUUUGGAGGAUUUUACUGCCAGCUCAAAAACUCUAACAGAAGUAAAAUCUACACCUACAAGAUGCUCCAUGAAGCUGCUUUCCUUCCUGAAUCUCUGACAAUCACUGUUAAUGAAGGUGAAGACGUUAACAUCUCUUACUCAAGAAAGACAUAUUUACCAGAGGAUACAGUCAUCUAUAAAAACGGAGAUUUUGAACACUCUUCACCCAAAGAGGACAUGAAUGUAAUUAAUUACACAAUAAUCAAUGCAAAAGCCCAAAGUCAUGCUGGAGUAUAUGCUAUCCGUUACAUUUCUGAAGCUCCAUUCAGCUCAGCAAUAACCCGACUGAUCGUCAGGAGUUGUAAGGCUGGUUUGUGGGGCGCAGAUUGUAUGAAAUCAUGUCUGCCCUGCGCUAACGGAGGUGUGUGUGAUGAUGUAACGGGAGAAUGCAUCUGCCCUCCAGGGUUUAAAGGGCCCACCUGUGAAACAGUGUGUGGUGAGGGCCGCUUCGGCCGGAGCUGUAAGGAGCGCUGCGUGGACGGAGUCUGUCGUUCUCUGCUCUUCUGUCUCAGAGACCCGUACGGCUGCUCCUGUGCGUCCGGAUGGAGGGGCUUUAAAUGCAGCGAGGCCUGUCCGGAUGGUUAUUACGGUGCCGACUGUAAACAGAAAUGUGAGUGUAAACUGGGGAAAUGCAAUCGCUUCAGAGGAUGUGUGUGUGAAGGCAGGCACGGAGCUCGCUGUGAGAAACCAGACACGAGACCUGUUAUUGUGAGCAGUCUGAGAGACAUUGAGCUCAACUCGGGUGUCAGAUACACAGUCAACUGCUCUGCAUCAGGUAGACCCGCUCAUUUACACGAGGAAAUAGCCCUGGUCAAACCAGACAAAACCACUGUCUAUGCAGUGGACACACAGAUGGAAAAUGAUCAAACAACGUCCACAUUCAUGGUCGAGAAGAUCACAGUGUCGGCCGCUGGCCGCUGGUCGUGUCAAGUGAAAAACAAACACUAUCAGGAGGAGAAAGAAUUCAUUGUGAACGUCAAAGUUCCUCCGCAGCCCCAGAAUCCUCCACUGCUGAAUGGCAGCGGCCACCUGUUGCUGCUGGGCAAUAAAGAGCCCUACACCGGAGACGGGCCUAUCACGUCAGUCGAGCUCAUCUAUAAAAAAGCCAGCUCAUCUACAUGGAGAAGCAUUGAGGUGAGCGGCUCUCUGGUGAGGUUGAACAACCUUUCUCCCAUGACCCAGUACACCACACGGGUGCAGCUGAGUCGCCACGGACCGGGAGGAACCGGCCAGCCUGGACCUGAAGCCACUUUCUCCACACAGAUGCUCGAGCUCCCCGUGGGUGUGAAGCUGAGACCCAUCAAUCAGACCGCGCUGCUCCUGUCGUGGGAUGCCGCACCUGCCGAGGCGGACUGGAGUUACGAGGUCAUGUGUCAGCAGGUAGGAGCUUCAGGAACUGAGAGGAGAUUCCAGCUUGCGUCAAACUCCUCCAACCUCCAUCUGAGCGAGCUGAAACCUAGACGAAAAUACCAGUGCAAGUUGAGGUCGUGCAGCAGCCGCGUGGGACAGGCCUGUCCCACCGUCAGUGCCUGGACGCUGAGCGAUCAGCUUCCUCCUCCUCCUGCCAACAUCUCCACCUGUAACAUCAGUGACUCCUCAGCCGACAUCACCUGGUCAGUGGCCGAGGGUCACUCCAUCUCCAGAACCAUGAUCCGUUACCAGCAGACGGAGCAGACGGACUACAGUCAGCAGGUGGAGCUUGGUGUGCAGGACCAGACCAACAUGCGCUUCCAGCUCAGGGGUCUGAGGGCCGAAUACCAGCUGGAGCUCUGGAGCGUCAACAACAUGGGAGAGAGCGUGGAGAGACCGCAGAUCACCCUCAAGAUGCUGACACCUCAGGAGAGCUCACAGCUGCACGGGUUCCAGGCUCAUGGUAACAUGCUCUUUUAUGCGAUCCUGGGCUCCGCCGGCAUGACAUGCAUCACUAUCCUGCUGGCCUUCUGCAUCGUCCUGCAGCUCAAGAGAACCACUUUCCAGAGACGCAUGGUGCAGGCCUUCCACAACAUAGCGAGAGAGGAGCCUGUGGUCCAGUUUAGCUCUGUGCCGCUGAACGUGCCCAAAAAAGUUCUCAACUCCAGCCAGUCUGUGGCCUAUCCUACCCUGGAGUGGAGCGAUAUCAAGUUCCAGGAUAUAAUUGGAGAGGGAAACUUUGGGCAGGUGCUGAAAGCCCGCAUUAAGAAAGACGGCCUGAGGAUGGAUGCAGCCAUCAAAAGAAUGAAAGAAUAUGCAUCUAAGGACGACCACAGAGACUUUGCUGGGGAACUUGAGGUCUUGUGUAAACUAGGUCAUCAUCCGAACAUCAUUAACCUUCUGGGAGCGUGUGAACACAGAGGUUACCUGUAUCUGGCCAUUGAAUACGCUCCUCACGGAAACCUGCUGGACUUCCUGCGUAAGAGCCGUGUGUUAGAGACGGACCCUGCCUUUGCCAUCGCUAACAGCACUGCAUCCACACUCUCCUCGCAGCAGUUAUUGCACUUUGCUGCAGAUGUGGCACAUGGCAUGGACUACCUGAGCCAGAAACAGUUUAUCCACAGAGAUCUAGCAGCCAGAAACAUCCUGGUCGGAGAAAGCUUUGUGGCAAAGAUCGCUGAUUUUGGCCUGUCCCGAGGUCAGGAGGUAUACGUGAAGAAGACCAUGGGGCAUCUGCCAGUGAGAUGGAUGGCCAUUGAAUCUCUCAACUACAGUGUUUACACUACCAACAGUGAUGUGUGGUCAUAUGGCGUGUUGCUCUGGGAGGUGGUCAGCUUAGGUGGAACGCCGUAUUGCGGCAUAACGUGUGCGGAGCUGUACGAGAAGCUCCCGCAGGGCUAUCGGCUGGAGAAACCGCUCAACUGUGACGAUGAGGUGUAUGAGCUGAUGAAGCAGUGCUGGAAGGAGAAACCUUACGAGAGACCUUCAUUCGCUCAGAUCUUGAGGUCACUCAAUCGUAUGCUGGAAGAGAGGAAGACGUACGUCAACACGACGCUCUAUGAGAAGUUCACAUACGCCGGCAUUGACUGUUCUGCAGAGGAAGCCGGCUAAUUCUUCGCUGUUACUGUACAAUCUCAGAGCACUUCAUGAACGGUUAAUUUGAUCCUCUGAGCAGGAUUCACAGUUUUACACACAUUGUGUUUCAUUAGUAAAUGACUAUUGGAUCAUAUUUCUUUUAUGUUGUGUGAGAUGAUGAAUGCAGAUACUCACAGAUGUGUGACGUAUGUAUAUUUCAUUGUUUUUAAUAAAAACCUGUCUUUGAUACUGUGAGCCAGCUUGUUUCUAAAUGUACAUACUGUUUUGUGCAAAAUAGACCUGUAAUGGAAAUGAAUGAGUCCUAAAAAAAAGCUCUUGAAAAGCUUCUAUUUUUAGAACCAUUACUGCAUUACUGACAAAUAAGAGUUCAGUGUGUAAUUAUGUGUACAGGAUACAGGAAUUGGUUGGACAUCUUUUUAAAGUGUGUGCAAAUGUUUGCUGUGACGUUGGCAAGUGAGUAAAUUUAUUGGCCAUAAAACUGUUUCUGGUUCCUGUCUGCGUGCUGCUGAGUGGUUUGUGAUUGUAGCUCUGUGUAGCUUCGCUUUUCUGUUGAAUCUCUAUUUACUAUCACUCUGUUGUCUAAAGUGAUAAAAUA
Molecule: messenger RNA, 4121 nt
Organism: Cyprinus carpio (common carp)
Lineage: Eukaryota; Metazoa; Chordata; Actinopteri; Cypriniformes; Cyprinidae
Product: tyrosine-protein kinase receptor Tie-2-like
Biological process (GO): multicellular organism development; angiogenesis; positive regulation of MAPK cascade
Cellular component (GO): signaling receptor complex; plasma membrane
Molecular function (GO): protein binding; ATP binding; transmembrane receptor protein tyrosine kinase activity
Source: RefSeq, a predicted model, not a curated record